AAUGGCAUUCGGGCAAUGGGCUGGAGCCCUGACCAGGAGCUGGUGGUGUUUGUCGAUGGUUCCUUGAACGUGGUCACCAUGAUCGGCAGUGCGUAUGAAGCGAUCGAAGAGAUUCAGCUGACGGAGGACACGUUCGGCGAUCGACAGUUCAUGAGCGUCGGCUGGGGCAAGAAGGAAACCCAGUUUCAUGGUUCGGAGGGUAAGGCGGCUGCCAAAAAGCCGCGCCACGAAGACGACGAUUACGGAACACCGGGCGAUGGUGGCGGCGGGAGUAACGAUACGCCCGGUAGGGUCGCGAUAAGCUGGCGGGCCGAUGGUGAACUGUUUGCCGUGAGUUUUACCGCUCCUUUCGGUCAGCAGGCGUUCAAGGUGUUCAACAAAGAGGGUGCCCUCCAGUUCACCUCAGAACGGUGCAGUGGCCUGCAGAGUCUUAUCGCUUGGCGUCCGUCCGGUAACUGGAUUGCCAUACCGCAGGUGCAGCAGCGAGGGGAACGUUACUCGAUCGCGUUGUUCGAAAAAAAUGGUCUGCGGCAUCGGGAAAUUCCCCUCUCAAUCAAUGCCCUUGAAGGAGAGGGUAUGGCCUGGCUGGACUGGAGCCCCGAUUCGGACGUGCUGGCGGUGCAGUGGGCUGGUGAGGCCGGUACUUUCAUCGACCUAUACGUGAUGGGCAAUUACCACUGGUACCUGAAGCAAUCGUUGGCGUACGAGGAGACGGAAAUUUGUUCCGUACAGUGGGAUCAGAGGUUUGCCGCUGGCAAAACUUUGCACAUUGUAACCAACAAGGAUGGAAUACUCGAGUACGAACGGGUGCGGUUCGAUUUUCGCAUUGAUCGUUCGGCAGGCAACGACGGAGCGAUGGUUGCUGUGAUCGACGGAAAGCGGCUGCUGUUGACUAACUUUGCGCACGCCGUCAUUCCACCGCCUAUGUGCGCUUACACCGUGGAACAGGAGCAUCCGAUCAAUGCGGUCGGAUACAUUCGCAGCCCGGGUCGGUGGAUCGUCAAUCAGACAGACAUUAGCUGCAAUGCGUUCUUCACUGUCGAUUCACGCAACGUGAUCAGCUUUUAUGAUGUCGAUUUCGGUGACCCACAAAGUAUUGGCCUUUCGAAUGGCAUGACCCCCUUAAAGGGCGCUAAGCUGCUAAUGAAGAAGGAUAUUUGCGAAAGGCUUCUUGAACGGGACGAUUGUACGCAGCUCCACUGGUUGUGGCUGAAUCCGGAUCAUAUGCUUUUGGCCGACGGGUCCGUGUGCUGCGUGUUACGCAUCGUUCCUGGAGAAAAGUGAUGGAAUUCAACCGAAUCGUUGCAUGACAUUGUGUGCAUUGAAGCAUUCUCUCCACACGUGGCACUGGUGGAGUACGCUUCGGGUCAUGUGGGGGAAAUCGCUGAACUUGGGGCCGAGCAACCCACGAUACGCCCUCAUAGCAUUCUUCCCGAACCGUGCCAACAGUUGUUAGUUGCGCGAGAAAGCGCAGGACGAGCGGAGCUUUUUGCGUUUUCACCCAAUCGACGCACCCUUUAUCGGAACGGGAAACUGCUGGCGAAUGAGGUGACUUCAGCUUUGCUGACCACGUCGUACCUUCUAUUUACUAACAUCUCGGAACUCAAGUUUGUGCCGCUGGCCUUAGACACGAUAGUCGGAGAAAGACGCAUCGAACGUGGCUCAAAGCUUGUUACCGUUGUGCCGGGAUCUUCACGCACCGUGUUCCAGCUGCCCCGGGGAAACCUGGAAGCCAUCAACCCGCGUGUCCUGUCGCUUUACCUAAUCGCUCAGAAUUUGGAGGUGAGCGAGUAUUGUAAAGCGUUUGACAUUAUGCGCAAGGAACGCAUCAACCUGAAUCUGUUGGUUGAUCAUGAUGCCGGACAGUUUGUGCAGCUUUUGCGAACCCACUUCCUGCCACAGAUCACCAACGUUAACUGGUUGAACCUGUUCAUCACCGAUCUGGCACCGCAGGACGUUUGCCGCACGAUGUACGAGAGUAAUUAUCCUAACCGCAAGGAAGGCGCGCUGAUGCUUCCGGAUGGGUACUCCGUCGAAGGGAAGGUUUCGUUUAUCUGCGCUCGUUUGCUGGAGGCAAUGGAUCCGGCUCCAACAGUUCUAACACUACCGAAGAUUACUUGCUACGUGAAGCAAGGCCAGCUGGAGCAAGCCCUAGUCCUCAUUUGGACUCUUAAACACGAGCAAGGGCUGGAUGAAGCGGCCGACGAAGCACUUCGCUAUCUACUGUAUCUAGUGGAGGUGAACACCCUGUACGAUGUGGCCCUCGGAAUGUACGACUUUGGGCUAGUCCUGUUUGUGGCCACCAAGUCGCAGAAGGAUCCGAAAGAGUAUCUUCCCUUUCUGAACGAGCUGAAGCGCAUGGAGGAAGACUAUCGCAAGUAUCGCAUCGAUUGUCAUCUGAAGCGGUACGACCGGGCGCUGGGACACAUCGCACGUUACGAAGCCGAUGACGAGCGGUUUAAAGAAGCGCUUGAUCUUACCAUUAGCCACGAGCUGUAUCCGACCGCCGUCGAUUGCUACCGUAACCGUAAUGAAGGGUAUUAUCGGACGGUUUGCGAGCGUUAUGGUGAUCACCUGCGCAAGGGGGGAAAGCAAGCGGAAGCGAGCCUGAUGUACGAACGGGCACACAAUUUCCAACAAGCGAUCGCCUCGGCCCGUCACGCUCUCGAUUGGCGUAGGUGCGCGCGUCUGACCGCACGCCACACACCCGACGAUGCCGCGCGGGUACUGCGAGCCCUCGUCCCGGCACUCGUAGAGGCAGGAGAUCACGAGGCAGCGGCCACUAUUGCCGCCGAUCACCUGCGAGACUAUCGGCUGGCGGUGGACUGUCUGCUGAAGGAUCAUCGUUACGAACGUGCCAUGCAGGUGGUCAGUGGAUCUGAUGAUGUGUCGCUACAGGACCUUGUACGGAGCGCACUGCAUGUGUAUCUGGCGACGUUCGCGUUGUCGAUCGUCACGGAGAGAGAACAAUUUUUGCAUUACAAAAGUCGUCUUUUGGUGGUGCGGGAGGAGCGAUCGAAAGCCUCCCAAAGGCAGGCGAACGGGCAGGAUGAUGGUGAUGUGGAAAUGGACUGCGGUGAUUGUGAUCUGUUUUCGGAUAGCUCCACCAUUGCCUCAUCGCGUCAUACCAGCAGCUCUGGACGGUCGGGCAAAUCUCAUCGAUCGAGCAAAAAUCGCCGCAAACAUGAGCGUAAGUUGCAAAACCUGAAAGAGGGCAACCCGUUCGAGGACAUUGCGCUUGUUGAUGCACUGCACACGCUUGUUCAGCGUGUCUGCAGCGUUGAUCGCCAGCGACACAUAAGAAGCACCUGUCAGGUGGCCGUGGAAUUGUCCUACGACGAGGAGGCACGAAUCUUGCAGCGGGAAUAUGGUGCCCUGUUUCAGCUGGUGCGCUACUCGCUCGAUGCCAUCUGGAUACCGGAGAUGAUUGUGCCAGGAUUGCCCCCCAGUACCAGCGGUGGUCAGCAGGAUGAGCAAAACGGCUCGGAGACUAAGGCCACCCUCAGAACGGCCCUUUCUCCGGCAGAUUUGGUGCAAGCACAAAACGCCCAGCGAUACGCUCUAAUCAAACCUCAUCAACGCUACAAGCCGGACAUUCAGACGAUUCCGUGGCAGUGGGACAUUCUGAAGUAA
Molecule: messenger RNA, 3633 nt
Organism: Anopheles bellator
Lineage: Eukaryota; Metazoa; Arthropoda; Insecta; Diptera; Culicidae
Gene: Elp1
Product: elongator complex protein 1
Exons: 4
Biological process (GO): tRNA wobble base 5-methoxycarbonylmethyl-2-thiouridinylation
Cellular component (GO): elongator holoenzyme complex; cytosol
Molecular function (GO): tRNA binding
Source: RefSeq, a predicted model, not a curated record